AUGACCAAAAUAGAGAAAGUAAAAAACUUCCCACAACCUAUAAAUAUUACUGAGUUACGAGGAUUCUUGGGACUUGCAUUCUAUUACCGAUGCUUCAUCCAAGGAUUUUUUAACAUUGCUGAACUGAUGCAUAAGCUAUUGAAGAAAGACCAACGCUAUAAAUGGACAAAAAAACAUGAAGAAGCAUUCCAAAAAUUAAAAGAAAAACUCAUUGAUGCGCCUGUAUUACUGUACCCAAAUUUCAAAAACAAGUUUAUCCUCGCUACUGACGCAUCAAAACUUGGACUAGGCGCUAUUCUUUCACAACUCGACCCAGACAGAAACGGACGACAUAUCGCAUACGCAAGCAGAGAAUUAUCACCCGCUGAACAAAAUGAUGCCGUUCACGAAAUGGAAUAUUUAGCCAUCAUAUGGGCAGUCAAGUACUUCCGACAAUAUUUGUUGGAACAAAGAUUUGACCUAAUAACCGACCACGUUGGAUUAAAAUGGUUAAUAACAAAAUUCAACCCAACUGGAAGAACAAUGCAAUGGAUCAUCAUACUUCAAGAAUAUGAUUUUGAGAUCAUCUACAAGCCUGGUUGA
Messenger RNA from Ambispora gerdemannii, 582 nucleotides. The record is from the annotation of a GenBank genome assembly. Lineage: Eukaryota; Fungi; Glomeromycota; Glomeromycetes; Archaeosporales; Ambisporaceae.